Morus notabilis is the source of this 1022-nucleotide messenger RNA. RefSeq names its product zinc finger protein CONSTANS-LIKE 2. Bases 58 to 831 code for a protein of 257 amino acids. The transcript is spliced from 3 exons. Lineage: Eukaryota; Viridiplantae; Streptophyta; Magnoliopsida; Rosales; Moraceae. Gene Ontology annotation, cellular component: nucleus. Gene Ontology annotation, biological process: regulation of flower development. Gene Ontology annotation, molecular function: protein binding. The record is from RefSeq and is a predicted model, not a curated record.
AAGUAUAGUUUUGUAUAAUUGCCUUGCAAUUCGCUCUCUCUAAUUACCCCACGCGCCAUGUACGGAUACGACACCACCGCAUUCUCACGCGCCGCCGACCCCCUCGGCGACGAGUACUCGCAGUAUCCGGUACCGGUCCUGCAAGCUCCGCCGCCUCUGAUGUUUCAGCCUCAUGACUUGCCUUUCCUGCAGCCUCAUCAUCAUGAGCAGCUGGCGGUUGCGGUGGAGGUGGACUCGUUGGCGCUGCUGAGCUCGGAGGCUGGGAGCAGCAGCGCGUGCAGCAGCUACAGCUCGCCGAGUUCAGUCGGCUGGUCUGCUGAUCAGGGAACGAGCCUAAUUCAGCGGAGCGUGAGCAGCCACUCGCUCCAGAAGAAUGGGGCCCACCGGGUCCUCUCGUCGGUGUCCGAGCUGCUCGACUCGGCCGAGACCAGCCCCGUGAGGAGGGUCUACAGCACCGGGGACUUGCAGAGAAUUAACAUGGUGCAACAUAGUUAUCGAUCAGAAAGUCCAUUAUCGAGCGAGAGCAGCGCCAUCAUCGAAGGCAUGAGCAGAGCCUGUCGUUACAGUCAGGAGGAGAAAAGGGAGAGAAUUGAGAGGUAUAGAAGCAAGAGAAACCAGAGGAACUUCAACAAGAAGAUUAAGUAUGCUUGUAGGAAAACAUUGGCAGACAGUCGACCGCGCAUAAGAGGACGAUUUGCAAGGAACGAAGAAAUUGAUCAGAAGAGUUCUCAAGCUCAGUGGAGCCACAUUAAUGGUGGAGAGGAAGACGAGGACGACGACGAAAAUUGGAUCAACUUUCUGGAUGCUCUCUCUUCAAACCUAAUUCCUUAAUCUAGCUAGCUAGUCAAGGAAUACUAAUUUAAGUUAGCGUCCCUGCAUGCUAAUUUUAGCAGUCAUAUGUAUCAUAUAAGUUUUAGUCUGCUGUUAUUGUUGGGCUUGUAUAAUGCACUUUAAGCAAUGUGUUUAAUUAGCUUAAAGUUGGUGAUGAUCAUUUGUAUAUAUAGCUGAUUGUAUAAAUAUUU